AUGUCUUCCAAUCCAGGCUAUUCCAGCCACAAAGACGGAUCCUCCAAAAGGAUCGAUCGCAACCACCAAAACCGUAUCAUUAAACCGCGCAACGUCUACCCGCAGGGUUUCCGCGGCCAGGGAGUCAACGUCCCGCCAACCACUACCUCCGGAGGCAAUCAGAAGAAUGAGAACCAUGACAACGGCGGAAACUACAAAAUUACCGGCCAGGAAAUGAUACAGCAGCCCAGUGUCCCCAGCCAAGGAUUUGUUCCUCAGGAAGUCGUGACCUUUAAGUCAGGCAAUAUCAAUCAGCGAGGCAAUUUCAACCAGCCAGGCAAAUCCAACCAGCCAGGCAAUGUCAAUCAGCGAGGUAAUGUCAAUCCGCCAGGCAAUUUCAACCAGCCAGGUAAUAUCAACCAGCGAGGUAAUAUCAAGCAGCCAGGCAAUAUCAACCAGCCAGGCAAUAUCAACCAGCCAGGCAAUUUCAACCAGCCAGGCAAUGUUCACCCAGGUGUCUACCGCCAGGGACCACAGGGUGUGCAGCGACUGAACAUCCAUCAAGGUAACGUCGGCCAACAAGGCAAUGCACACUCAGGCGUUUACACGCAGAAACCACAGGAUGUACAGCAGUUGAACACCAACCAAGGUAGCGCCAAGAAAGGCAAUGUGAACCCAAGCGUCUACACCCAGGGACCACAGGGUGUGCAGCGACUGAACAUCCAUCAAGGUAAUGUCGGCCAACACAAUGCACACUCAGGUGUUUACCCCCAGGGACCGAUGAAGCUUGAGCAGUUGAACAACCUCGGAGGCCGUUUCCCCCAACAAGGCUCUCUGAAUCAACAGGGUACCAAUACCAACUCACAGAACGAAAUCCACAACCAGCAAAAGCCAGCGUUUCAGACAAUCAAUCCCGACGCCUGGAACGGACAAUUUUCCGGUGCCGAAGCACCCAGGCCCAUUGAUACGAAGGAAGGUUUACUAAAAGCUUUGAACCGUAGUUUCGACAUCGACACCAUACUCAGCCAAAAUAACAAGAUGUUGACGAUAGCCGCAGCGUUGCAUGACUACGGCCUUACAAACCCCAUCGAGGAAGGUCAAACCGCCAAGGAAGCGGCUGAUAAUCGACGUCUCGAAUUCAACUGGAUCAUGGAUUCUAUAGAGAACAACCUUAACUACCUUGAAGCUCGUUUCCGCCGUGACGAGGCUAACAUGGAAAAGGGAGGAUAA
Messenger RNA from Penicillium griseofulvum, 1209 nucleotides. RefSeq lists its product as uncharacterized. The coding region runs from base 1 to 1209 and encodes 402 amino acids. NCBI's taxonomy places the organism in Eukaryota, Fungi, Ascomycota, Eurotiomycetes, Eurotiales, Aspergillaceae. The record is from RefSeq and is a predicted model, not a curated record. The transcript has a single exon.